Messenger RNA from Dunckerocampus dactyliophorus (ringed pipefish), 1914 nucleotides. Its product is annotated as Nicalin-1-like. Gene Ontology annotation, cellular component: endoplasmic reticulum membrane. The coding region runs from base 129 to 1793 and encodes 554 amino acids. Gene Ontology annotation, biological process: regulation of signal transduction. NCBI's taxonomy places the organism in Eukaryota, Metazoa, Chordata, Actinopteri, Syngnathiformes, Syngnathidae. The record is from RefSeq and is a predicted model, not a curated record. The transcript has 16 exons.
AUGGCUUACCUAGAAGCCUUGAGUGACAAGAUAGUGUGUACUUGGGAAGAGAACGCUGGGAGUCGAGGGAGACCUUAAAAUUUUAUGAGUCAAGACUCCACAACAAACACCAAGCAACACGUGGCGUCAUGCUUUUGCAGGAUUUGAAGGUUGUCGUCAUAGUGCUGCUGCUCUGUGUCCACACUCUGCAUGGCUCCACUCUCCCUGCUGCAUCCUCCUAUGAGUUCACUGCCCACAGGAUGCAACAGUACAACCUGGUAAAACAGAAGCAUGGUUGCCGUGGCGCCAUCGUGGUAGCAGAGGCCCGCUCUGCUGAUGAGCCGGUGCUGACCCGCCGCUGUGUCAUCAUGAGGGUACCAGACUUCACCACAAAAACCUACAAUGAAGCUCAGAGGCAAAACGCUGCUGCCAUUCUCAUCCUGCUGCCACAGAACAUCUCAAGUGUACCACACGAAGCAAUCCGGUCCUUCAUGGUAAGUGAGAGUGAAGCCUUGAUGAAGGAGACCCUCAUGCCAGUCUAUGUGGCCCCUGAGGAUGAGCAGCUCCUCUAUAUGUAUGAAGAGGUCAAGCGGGCUGCAUCCACACGGACCUUGUCUAUAUUCAUUCGAGUCCUUCGAAGUAUGGUGACGGCGACAGCCUUUCAAAUUUUAGUGAGCAACAAUGCUCCCAUCAAGGCCAUCACAGACAGCACUCUGGUCACACUGGAAGGAGUGCUUCCUGGAGCAGGCGAAGACAUACCCACCAUUGUGAUCACCGCCCAUUAUGAUUCCUACGGACUAGCACCGUGGCUGUCAUAUGGAGCUGACUCCAAUGGAAGUGGUGUAAUCAUCUUGCUAGAACUGGCACGUCUCUUCCAUAAGCUUUACAGUAGUCCAAGUACCAGACCCCGGUAUCAUUUAAUGUUCUCUCUCACUGGAGGAGGAAAGUACAAUUACCUGGGCACAAAAAGGUGGAUUGAAGAGAACCUGGACCAUGCUGAGUCAAGUCUUCUUCAUGACAAUGUGGCAUUUGUGUUGUGUUUGGAUACACUGGCUAAUGGUGAUGAGCUGUACAUGCACGUAUCCCGUCCACCUAAAUCUGAUACUCCCAUGCACGCCUUCAUUCAACAUCUGGAAGAGGUUGUUUCCUCCAGAUUCCCAGGAGUGAAGACCGGAUUGAUCCACAAGAAGAUCAACCUGGUGGAGUCCACAGUCGCGUGGGAGCACGAACGCUACAGCCUGCGCAGGAUACCUGGCUUCACUCUGUCUCACCUGGAAGACCCCAAAUCUGAGCGACGGGGCUCCUUGCUCGACACUGUCUCACAGGUGGACUUCAGGAAACUUAAGCGUAAUGGCGUCAUCAUAGCAGAGGCACUGGCACGUUAUAUGUACCAUCUAUCAGACAAGGGUUCACCAAAAGAUGUGCAGCUCUUCAAAGGCCAGUUGGAUUUCCACGACAGUCGGAUAUCCAGUCUCAUGUCCUUCCUGACCUCAGUCCCUCGGGCCACUCAGCUGAUGGAUAAAGAGUCCAGUCACAUCCUGCUGGUCAACUCACUGGAACAGGAAUUCAAACGUUACUUACAGCAAGUCCACAGGCACACGUUCAGACAGGACAAAAGGGACCCUGAUAUUACAUUUUUUGAUCAAAUGAACCAGCCAGUAGUGAUGUACAGGGUAAAACCUGCUGCAUUUGAUCUCUUCCUGGGUGGAUGCAUCACUGCAUAUUUGGGCAUCGUUUACUUUGCAAUACAGAACUUUGGCUAUGUCUACAAAAAACUGAAGGCAGCAGUGAAACCCACGAGCAGCACUAAAUAAGACAUGGCAUAUGUUACAUUUUUGGGAAACGCGAGCAUGAGAUUUGCAAGUAUAAUGCUCAGUUUUGAUUGACAAUGUCAUAGAAUUGUUUAAAAAAAAUAAAGAAAAAUAAAUAUAUAUA